Molecule: messenger RNA, 6008 nt
Organism: Cephus cinctus (wheat stem sawfly)
Lineage: Eukaryota; Metazoa; Arthropoda; Insecta; Hymenoptera; Cephidae
Gene: 5-HT7
Product: 5-hydroxytryptamine receptor 1
Exons: 8
Coding region: 2073-3653 (526 amino acids)
Biological process (GO): adenylate cyclase-activating adrenergic receptor signaling pathway
Cellular component (GO): plasma membrane
Molecular function (GO): G protein-coupled acetylcholine receptor activity
Source: RefSeq, a predicted model, not a curated record
UCAGAGUAGAUAUCCGUCGACGGGACGCGAAGCGCAACGUCCGCGCUCUUGUGCAGAACCGCCAAAUCCAAAACGGGUUUUCGCUUUGACGCGGUGAAACAUUAAAAUACGUGAAGCAAGAUCAUCAGUCAUUAUUGGUUAUCGGUCUCACGUGUCCACGUGCUUGAUGAAUUAUUAGUGCGAGUAACGAUAAUGAUAAAAAAUCGCGAAGACAUCUAAACGAUGCUGGACGUUAAUAAAAAUUAUAUACGCAUACUGGACCCGCAGGCUAUGCUUAGGUAAAUUAAAGAGAAAUGGAGGAAAAAUUGUGAAAAAAAUUGUGCUAAUAAAGAGAAGAAGGUGAACCCAGGGAGUGAAGUACCAGGUGACUCAUAAUACGGACACUCGACUUCUGAGUAGCUUUUUUUUUCCUCCACUUUAAUCGCAGUGCUCGUACGAAGUGGCCGGAUUGAAGGAUUUUUUGUAUUCUCCUUGUUUCGUCCUUUUAGUCAAUGCUGAUUCUCAUGAAACGCCAAUAUUUUACGGACGCUACAACGAGGGGCUGAUUAUAUUGGCUGUGCAUUUUUGUCUCUUUUAUCCGUCAACAAUCGGUACCGAGUUUUCUGUAAAACUUUUUUUUCCAAUUUUCACGGAGAAUGCUUCUCCGCUACUGUCGAGCCGAAUAGCUCCACUUCGCGAGCGGAGUCACUCUAGUGUUGUUUCCAUUUCGAUGAAGUGAAAAUUGGACAGGAGAUUGCAGCAGUCGUAUACCGUAAUUAGUAUACCGGUGAAUAUCCUCAAGGAAGUGGGAGAAGUCGAGUUUAUCAUUGCUAGGGCUAAUGGAUUGAAGAGAGAGGAAAGAGAAUGGGUUUUACUGGCAAUUACCGAUAACGAGAAUUAAAUCGGGUUGCAUCAUCGUAAUCCAGGAGAAGCAACGAGUCGUAAUCGAGGAUUAUAAACACGGAGGAAAAACGCAGCCGACUGUUAGGUUUUUCAUGGACGACUGAACGGCGUCACACUGGAUAAGGAUGCUGACACCACGGAAAAGUGUUUUCCCAAAUUAAGCGCGUGGAGAGGAUAAAGUGCCUGAGUGAGUAAGAGUGGACCGGUUGAAAGAGAGAGGGAGAAAAAAGAAGGGUGAAAGAGUGAGACAGAUUGAUACGGAAAAGUGAAGCAUAAGUUAAGCAAUGGAAAGUUAAAGUCUUGUACCUAAGGGACAAGGCGCCUAAAGAGAAAUGCCAGAAGUUGCGGGAAAAUUUGUAAUUUCAUUCGGUGGAACAUUAACAGAGUGCGACCAAUUGAAUUAGCGAUAUUAAUUAUCACCGUUACGACAUUCGUCUCCGGUGAAGACAUUACGUGGGCGUCCUUUUCUCUGCCUUGAAAAGAAACAAAGGAUCUUGAGAAGUGUGUUAGGGUGAAACAAAAAAUACUUGGAAACAGUUCAGUCACGAGGAGACGUAUUACGUUUACCUAUCGAAAAGCCUGGGCGUCCUUCUACGAGCGACGGAUCUGUACGGGUCAGUGGGUUAAUUAAAUAAUAAUUAAUUGUGGUGCAAUUAAAAUAAAUUACGAAGCCAGUACUUUUGUCUCGUGGAAAAAAAUUUUUUUUACUCUUACGAAAACAAAAAUAUUUUCUUAUCGUUUUAAGGGUCGUUUACAUGAAUUGCACGGUAGGUGUUUCACGAUUGUUUGUCGUUUACGUAUUGGUGCGUUUGUACGCUCGCAGUGAUCCAACGUGAAGAGACAAAAGAAAAGUGAGAUAAUUCGUCAGGAAGAGAGUAAUAGGAAGGGAUAAUAUACCCACGUAAAGGAAGGGAGACUGGAAAAUACGUUAAUCCAACGGCUGCCAGAGCACCGUGCGCGCUUGGAAAUUUAUAUGGAUGUUUACUGGCGGAAGAGGAAACUGACCCAAGUAAUUCGUGACGCGCUGAAGAAGAGCAAAACGAAAGGACGCCCAAUGAGGACCUACGGACUUUAAUGGAGCCUCGGCAUAAGAUGCGAGAAUGGACGAGCUAGCUCGAGAAGAGGUUGAGGAUCAGUAGCUAGAGGAAGUGGGGGCGUUUGGGAUGCUCCAGACUUCCGGUUAGGGUCGUAUGGAGGGGAAGAACGUAACCACGGAAAGCACCUGGCUUCUGAAUGUGACGUCUGCUGCCCCCGAGGACUCCGAAAACUUUUUCCGAGGUUUUCCCGGCAACAAUUCACCAUUCACCACGACUCAGGCUAUAGUGAUCGCCCUGGUCUUGGGAAGCAUCAUCGUCGGCACUGCCAUUGGGAACAUCUUGGUCUGCGUUGCAGUAUGUCUGGUGAGGAAGCUCAGAAGACCCUGCAACUAUCUUCUGGUUAGUCUUGCCGUGAGUGACCUUUGCGUGGCCCUUUUGGUUAUGCCCAUGGCGCUUCUGUACGAGAUACUUGGCACCUGGUCCUUUGGACCCAUUAUGUGCGACCUUUGGGUCAGCUUCGACGUCCUCAGCUGCGCCGCCAGUAUACUCAAUCUCUGCAUGAUCUCGGUGGAUCGAUAUUACGCCAUCACGAAGCCACUGGAAUACGGAGUGAAAAGGACGCCGCGUCGUAUGAUAAUCUGCGUGAGUCUCGUGUGGCUGGGUGCAGCUUGCAUAAGUUUACCGCCCGUUUUGAUUCUCGGAAAUGAGCACACUUACUCGAAGAAUGGUUCAUCGCACUGUGUAGUCUGUCAGAAUUUUGCUUAUCAGAUAUACGCAACCCUGGGAAGCUUCUACAUACCAUUGAUAGUGAUGAUCGAGGUGUACUACAAAAUUUUCUGUGCUGCACGUAAAAUCGUCCUUGAGGAAAGAAGAGCUCAGAGUCAUCUGGAAGCUCACUGCUACUUGGAUAUCGAACCACCGCAAGUACCGCAGCAUCCGGCAUCUAUACUAAACCGCCAAUUAAUUCCGGACGUCCAAACGACACAGGGAAGUCCUCCGGUGAAGCAGCACAGAAGCUCAAGCGCUUCUACCACGCACACCUUGAGGAGCGUCUCUCGGACGGCCAUUAUUCCUGGCAAUGUUACCAGGGUGUUACGUCGUGUUUUCAGGUGCAGCAGUCACGCGGUCAGGUGUUUCGCAGGUGGGCCGAGAAGGAGUAACGAGUCCCAGUGUCCAAUGUUACAGAAAGUCGAGAAGCCGCUGUCCUCGACGUUGACCACGGGGACUACCGCCAAGUCAACCAUCAUACGAAACCAUCUGAACAGCACAUGCAGCGUGACGAAUUCGCCGCAUCAGAAGAAGCUCAGAUUUCAAUUGGCUAAGGAGAGAAAGGCCAGCACUACCCUGGGUAUCAUCAUGAGCGCAUUCGUCAUCUGCUGGCUGCCAUUUUUCGUCCUGGCCCUGGUCAGGCCCUUCCUCAGGGAUCAAAAGGAUAUACCCGCUUCCUUGUCCAGCUUCUUCCUCUGGCUAGGAUACUGUAACAGUCUGCUCAAUCCCAUCAUCUAUGCCACUCUCAAUAGGGACUUUCGCAAGCCCUUUCGAGAAAUUCUCUGCUUCAGAUGCGGAAAUCUAAAUCAUAUGAUGCGCGAGGAAUUUUACCAGAGCCAGUAUGGAGAUCCGGUCAAUAAUUAUGUAAUCAGGGCUGGUGAUAACGAGAGUGGCGGUCGGUUAGAGAGCCACGGAGUGGAGUCCAUUGACGUCGCCUCCAAUCCUGCCAACGAGAGCUUUCUAUGAUCCAUGUGGUCCACCCUUCAGGUGACCGACCUUAAGAACGAUCUGGAUGAGAACCACGUGGACUGAGACUUCCGCCGGGGACAGAACGUUUCCAUAUCACAAUGGAAUCUGCGUCUCAUUUUUUAAUCGUUAUCGCGGUCAAAUAAUUGAUCCUACCUGUGGUCCUGGAGUCUAUGAUUUUAUCUUGGUUCAUCGAGGUCAAGGAUCAACCGGAUCAAGUCUACCGAUUUUUUAAAUACUUUUGAAAAUCAUCGACUGCUCGUUGACUAAUAUUUUUUUCUUGUAUCAAUAAUUUAUACGUUACUCAACAACACGGAGAAAGUGAUUAGGACUCUGUAUAAUGAGUCUUUCUAAUCAGACGUGGAAGUCUGCUCCGAGCAUUCAAUCGAUACAGAAUGCGCAAGGUACACUGAAUCCAAGCUGAGUUCAAGCGGCAGAUAAUCCAUAGUCACAGAGAGGAAGCUCGAAUUAUACGUAGAAGAAACUAUUGCGUUAUCGAGUGCAACUGCGUGGACCGGAAAUUGUGUCGAUACUGAAGCACAAACACCGGAAACGUGUGAAAAAUGGUAGCUCCUCUAUGAGGAACAAGAAGGCAGCUUGUCAUUUAGGAGAUGGAUGAAGAAGGAAUGGUCAGGAGGAUACUUUACCGGAGGAUGGCGAUUUGAGUGAUUAAUGAAAAGAGCAUGAUUCAAAAAAUGAUAAGAACAAGAAAUAAGGGACCAGGGGAGAAAAAUAGGUGAUGCCAAAAAAAAUGAUGUUACGAACGCGGGGAAGGGAAAAAAAAUUACACGUGGCGGGAGGAAUCUAAAAGUAAUCGAUUUUCUUGGUUUCAUAAAAUUUCGAAUUUUCCCGACAAUCAAAAAUGCGUCUCGUCGUUCCUAUCAGGUUCGCCAUUCUUUUCUGACUUUUCCGAAUAAUGGAGGCUCGAAUUACUCGAAGUACGUUCGGGGAAAUUUCCCUCUGCUAAUGGAAAUUUCUUUAAGUACGUACCUACGUCAAGAGUUCUCUUUUGCAACGUUACGUCAUUCGACAACUAGCUGGGACUCUCUUUUCGAAAUGGCACCAGUGAAGUUCUCGUGGCAAUGCUAAUAUUCGCUUGAAGACAGUUUGAUGCCUACUUCGUGGCUUCUUGUGAGAAUACAGAUGGGUCGAGUUGGUGAAACGUGUGCUUGAAACUAUUUUCAGUCAAGUGGAGUGUAAUUACGGUUACGUAAUACCUACGUUGGAAUUUCAUCUACAGAAAGUUUUUUUUGCCAUUAUCAAGACAUGGAAAAGUGAAAACUCGUCAUUGGAUUUGACAUGUAGGAUUUCGUGAUUGUGUCGAAUAAUAAUGGUGAAUCUAAAGAAGACAAUGUCAUCAUGAGUGCGUGAUAUUUUCGUUGGACUUUUCUAAAUAAAAUUGGAAUUGCCUAUAUUGAAAUUUCUGCGAAAAGUUGUGUCGCGAAUAAUAUUGCCAGUGGAAACAAACAUAUGAAGUGAGUGCGUUAAUUUCGAUUUUAAAUUUUACGUGACCAUUUAUCGAAAACGACACGUCGAGUAUACUAAAAAUAAAUGAACUAAAAAAGACUACGGAAGUAACGAAAUCGACAAAGAUACCAAAUUUUGGGACAUUAAUGAGAUUAUGGUCAUGGGUACUAUUUAUGAGAGAAAAGUACAUUCUGACUGUUGCGAAAUCUUGUGACAAUUUUGUCAACUGAAAGGUAUUACGUUUUUUUUUUGGAAAAAGUUUCGAAGUCUGUUAAAACUUUCCAAGGGCAGUUUCGCGUUGAUAUUUAUAUAUAUGUACUGUGCAAUAUACAUUUUUAGUUGAGCAACGAUAACGUAUCGCUCUUAUUUUUUAAUUUUGCGCUAUAAACAAGGUAUUUAUAAUUAAUUUCCGUAUGAACAAACGGUUCCUUUUUUUAAAUAUAUUUAUGUCACUUUAGUAUUAGGUAGUGCCUUAAAGAUCUAAGCGCGUACCUAUUACCAAUGAUGAUACAAAAAAAAAUUAGUUCAAGUUCUGUUUUUUCAUUCAAAAUUUGGCAAGCUCUCUAUACCUCCCAAUGAAAUGGGCCAGAUCUCAUAAAUACCAAACGACGUCAAUCUCGUUUUCAAAUGAUAAAUCGUUCCAGGUGAUUAAACAAAACUCGGAUGAUUUCGAAAACUGUUUAAAUGGCCGACAUUCAAGACAUACAGUGAUGUCUAGAAUGCCGUGCCAUUUUUAAUUAUUUAUGCAAUAACUAAGCAAAUCAUACGAAAAAAAAUUUUCGCACAAAACUUUUCGCGUUAUCAUUUCCACGAAUAGCGGAACAACCGACAAAAAAAAUCGUCGUUAUGAUAGACCACGAGAAGAUGUCGGUAAAUUUUGAGUAGCUA